Oncorhynchus kisutch (coho salmon) is the source of this 2287-nucleotide messenger RNA. Its product is annotated as histone-lysine N-methyltransferase NSD2-like. The record is from RefSeq and is a predicted model, not a curated record. NCBI's taxonomy places the organism in Eukaryota, Metazoa, Chordata, Actinopteri, Salmoniformes, Salmonidae. Bases 1 to 1659 code for a protein of 552 amino acids. Gene Ontology annotation, cellular component: nucleus. The transcript has 11 exons. Gene Ontology annotation, molecular function: histone methyltransferase activity; protein binding.
AUGCUGGUGUCAGGUAAGCUGAUGCGUUGCCUGCGCUGCCCGGUGGCGUACCAUACAGGAGAGGUGUGUGUUGCGGCUGGCAGUGAGAUGUUGACCCCCACCACCAUCAUCUGCACCAACCAUUUCUCACCCAAGAAGGGCUACAGCCACCACUCGCAUGUCAACGUCAGCUGGUGCUUCGUCUGCUCCAAAGGUGGCCAGCUCCUGUGCUGUGAGUCGUGUCCAGCAGCGUUCCAUCCAGACUGUCUGAACAUCGCCAUGCCGGAUGGCAGCUGGUUCUGUAACGACUGCCGUGCCGGAAAGAAACCCAAAUACAGAGACAUCAUCUGGGUCAAACUGGGCAACUACCGGUGGUGGCCUGCAGAGAUCCAUCACCCUCGGAACAUCCCCACCAACAUCCAGCACCUUCGCCACGAGAUCGGAGAGUUCCCAGUUUUCUUCUUUGGUUCUAAGGACUACUUCUGGACGCACCAGGGCCGAGUUUUCCCCUACAUGGAGGGAGACAGGGGCAGCAGGUUCCAGAAGAAUGGGAUAGGGAAGGUCUUCAAGAACGCGCUGUUGGAGGCGGAGACUCGCUUCAAGGAGAUCAAGAUGGAACGGGAGGCCAAGGAGGCGCAGGAGAACAACAGGAAACCACCUCCGUACAAAUACAUCAAGAUCAACAAGCCAUGUGGCCGGGUGCAGGUCUACACAGCCGACGUGUCGGAGAUUCCCAAGUGUAACUGUAAGCCCACGGACGAGAAGCCAUGUGGGUUUGAGUCAGAAUGCCUGAACAGGAUGUUGAUGUACGAGUGCCACCCUCAGGUCUGUCCCAAUGCAGAGCGAUGCUGCAACCAGGACUUCACUAAGAGACACUACCCAGAGACUAAGAUCAUCAAGACUGCUGGCAAGGGCUGGGGCCUGGUGGCACUACGGGAUAUUAAGAAGGGUGAGUUUGUGAAUGAGUACAUCGGAGAGCUGAUCGAUGAAGAGGAAUGUCGCUCCAGGAUCAAGUACUACCAGGAGAAUGACAUCACUCACUUCUACAUGCUCACCAUCGACAAGGAUCGGAUUAUAGACGCCGGCCCUAAAGGGAACUACUCCCGCUUCAUGAACCACAGCUGCCAGCCCAACUGUGAGACGCAGAAAUGGACGGUGAACGGAGAUACCAGGGUUGGGCUCUUCGCUGUCUGUGACAUCCCUGCUGGGACGGAGCUCACCUUCAACUACAACCUGGAUUGCCUUGGUAACGAGAAGACUGUGUGUCGCUGUGGGGCUCCCAACUGUAGUGGUUUCCUUGGAGACCGGCCCAAGGCCUCCGGUUUCCAGGCCGCGGAGCCCAAGGGGAAGAAAGCCAAGAAGAAAGUGAAGAAGCGUCGGACGCGGAACGAGGGGAAGGAGUCUGAGGACGAGUGUUUCCGCUGUGGAGACGGAGGGCAGCUGGUUCUGUGUGACAAGAAGAGCUGCACCAAGGCCUUCCACCUCUCCUGCCUGGACCGAACCAAGAGACCCUUCGGGCGCUGGGACUGCCCGUGGCACCACUGUGACGUGUGUGGGAAGCCAUCUGAGGCCUUCUGCCAGCUGUGCCCCAACUCAUUCUGCAAGAACCACCAGGAGGGGGCGCUACGGCCCUGGCUCCACACCGGACAACUCUGCUGCCAGGAGCACGAUGACCCCUGACCUGGAGGGGACUGACUGAUCAGGUGCCUCUAAACGCUCCAAGAGAGGCCUGAAGGUCUAGACGCUGACCUGCAGCAGAACAUGACCCAACUCCAUAAUAAUGUUUUCAAUAUGACUGACAGCACUGUAUGUCUCUCUCAUCAGGGAUUUUCUCAACAGCUCAUUCAACCAAUCGGGUCCUUCCACUCAGCUUGUACCUGUUGUUUGUCUGUAACUCGUCUGCACUGUGGUAGAAAGCACAAAGACAACAUGGCACCUCAGACAGAUACAGCAUUAGUCUCAUCAUUCCUCUCCCCAGUUAGUUUUAUGUGUGUGUAUAUGUAUAUAUAUAUAUAUAUAUGUGUGUGUGUGUGUGAAAGACCAAAAUGAAAAUACUGGAAUAUUGUUAGUACCAGGUUAAAACUGUUUUUAUCUGAAGUAAUAUCGUAAGGCACUAUGGAUAAGUCUUGACUUACGUUUACUAUAGGCAAGUACUGCAUAUUGUUUUCAUUUGAGUAAUGUGAUGCCCACCUGUUCAGAGUUAUUAAAGCACAGAGCUGAAACUCCAUCACGUCGCUGCUGACCUCUAUAUGUACCUGUGGCUUUAAUACCGGAAUAAAGAGGACUUUAUUGAAGUUAGUUCAGUACA